Messenger RNA from Felis catus (domestic cat), 2719 nucleotides. RefSeq names its product neurexophilin 1 (gene NXPH1). The transcript is spliced from 6 exons. Gene Ontology annotation, molecular function: signaling receptor binding. The record is from RefSeq and is a predicted model, not a curated record. Bases 693 to 1508 code for a protein of 271 amino acids. Lineage: Eukaryota; Metazoa; Chordata; Mammalia; Carnivora; Felidae.
GGCUCCAGCUGGUUCUUGGACCUCCAAGUCUGAAGGCUCCUUACAGAAGCUGUCCUAGAGGGACUUACCGUGUCCUCCAGAGACAGCAAGAACGCUGCGCCUUCAAGGAGCUCAACAGCUCCUGCAACUGAGUUUCUCAUACUUGGAAAAUGGCAGAAGUCUUUCCUACAGAGUGCAGAAGUAAACCUUGCCAUGGGAGAAACAGCUUCCUGAUCAAGAUAUUUCCUCAGCCAGGGUCGACUGAAGAGUGCAUCCCAGCAAUAAGCGGACAUCUAUUUCCACGCAAUGUUUACCCAGUGAUCCUAGGUCUACCCGUUUUGGUGCCACAAAUUUCCUGCACCGUGAAUCAAACUGUGCCGAGCCUAGGCUCCCACGGAACCAAGCCUGAGCGCCACCCGGGCACUGAGACGCGGGCUCCGCCGAGGCUGAACGAGGCAGCGGGACCGGUCCGCGCCUGAGCAUGGAGAUGAAGCGCCAGGGAGGGCAUGUCCGGGGCGCCGGAGACGCCAGGCCCGAGUAGCUCCUCCAUGGAGCCUGCCCAGAGCGGUCCCUGCUCGCCGAAUUCGCCCCCAGUCCUGUGCGGCUGCUGAGAGCGCUCCUUGCUCUGUAAAGUGGAUGUCAGGUGGAUCUAUGUUUUUGAAGGAACAAAGACUCAGCGAAAGCACCGCCGAGGAAGUUUGAGACGCGGGAGGAUGCAGGCUGCGUGCUGGUACGUGCUUCUCCUCCUGCAGCCCACCGUCUACUUGGUCACAUGUGCCAAUUUAACGAAUGGUGGGAAGUCAGAACUUCUAAAAUCAGGAAGCAGCAAAUCCACACUAAAGCACAUAUGGACAGAAAGCAGCAAAGACUUGUCUAUCAGCCGACUCCUGUCACAGACUUUUCGUGGCAAAGAAAAUGAUACAGAUGUAGACCUGCGAUAUGACACCCCAGAACCUUAUUCUGAGCAAGACCUUUGGGACUGGCUGAGGAACUCCACAGACCAACAAGAGCCUCGGCCCAGGGCCAAGCGAAGGCCCAUUGUUAAGACGGGCAAGUUUAAGAAAAUGUUUGGAUGGGGUGAUUUUCAUUCCAACAUCAAAACAGUGAAGCUAAACCUGUUGAUAACUGGGAAAAUUGUAGAUCACGGCAAUGGGACAUUUAGUGUUUAUUUCAGGCAUAACUCCACUGGUCAAGGGAAUGUAUCUGUCAGCUUGGUGCCCCCUACAAAAAUAGUGGAAUUCGACUUGGCACAACAAACCGUGAUUGAUGCCAAAGAUUCCAAGUCCUUUAACUGUCGCAUUGAAUAUGAGAAGGUUGACAAGGCUACCAAGAACACACUCUGCAACUAUGAUCCUUCAAAAACCUGUUACCAGGAGCAGACCCAAAGUCAUGUAUCCUGGCUCUGCUCCAAGCCCUUCAAGGUGAUCUGUAUUUACAUUUCCUUUUAUAGUACAGAUUAUAAACUAGUACAGAAAGUGUGCCCCGACUACAACUACCACAGUGACACACCUUACUUCCCCUCCGGAUGAGGAUGGACAUGGGUGAGACUGAAGCCUGAGGAAUUAAAGGUCAUAUGACAGGGCUGUUACCUCAAAGAGGAAGGUCACAUCUGUUGCCUGGAAUGUGUCUACACUGCUGCUCUCGUCAACUGGCUGCAAAGACGCUAGUGGAAAACAAUCCGAUGUAAUUUCUGCCCAGUCAGCUUCAUCUCUCAGCAUAGUUGUAAAUCACUACAGGUUUUAAAGGCACACUUGAAGACAUACUCUCACACAUAGAUAUACACAAACAUAUGUUCAUAUACAUUUCAGCUUGCAUCUGUCAUGAUUGCUGUCAGGAGGGCUUUCGUUAUCUGACUCAUAAUGGUUCAGGAUAAACUAUCAUCAAGCAAAAGGAUUAACUAGACAGUGAAUGGUUUCUAACACUUGCUGUUAUGGAAAUCUCUUUUAAAGUCUUGAGUACAUGCUAAUCAAUAAUCCCCACUCAUGCAUUCCUACUGCUUGGAGUAGCUGUACUGGUAAAUACUACUGUAGGAGUAUAUGCUUGUUCAAAUGGAAAAAAAAAUGUGUCUUUAGAGCUCAGUAUUCUUUAUUUUAUGAACACAACAAAGUGUAGUAACUUUUUUCCAGCAUACAGUAGGCACAUUCAAGGUAAUAUAAGAUGGCUCUUUUUUUUUUUUUUUUUCUAUGGAGGGAGCCUGUUUUCAGUAAAGAUGAGCAAACAUUUGGAAUUUACAUGUGGGCAGACAUUGGAUUACAGCUUUCAUCACCAGUCUUUGGACUUUCGCAAAGUUGAGACCAACUAAGGCUGCUUAAAACAAGUUCUGAUCAUUAUAUAAGAAGGGAAAUGCCUGACAGACACCAUGUAAGUUAUAAGUGUCUGUCUUAUCUUUACUACACAUAUUGUAACAAAUUCAAUAUCCUAGUCUUCAUUUGUAUGAAUGGUUUGUAUUGUACAUAGUUUAACCAAGUGUUAUUUGAGCUGCUUAUUAAUAUUAACUUGUACUUGUCUCUCUGCUUGUUAUUGGUUAAAAAAGAAAAAAAAAGGAUAUGAGGAAUCCAUUUUAUCAAUGUAGCUGUGACCUCCAUUAAAAAGACAAACUUAAUGUACAAAGCAUUUAUUCAGCUCAAGUAUUGUUGAAAGCUAUACAUAUACAACAUUACAGUCUGUCUGUAUUUAGAUAUUUUAUUUCUGGACAAAAUGAAAUGUACAUAAAAAUAAAAUGCUUAAAGUUGAGUUUCAA